Molecule: messenger RNA, 1241 nt
Organism: Prorocentrum cordatum
Lineage: Eukaryota; Dinophyceae; Prorocentrales; Prorocentraceae
Source: the annotation of a GenBank genome assembly
GUCGGCGAGGCCGACUUGGGGAACACUGGCCUCGUGGUGUACGUCGGCGGCCUCUCGGCGCCCUCCCCGGCCUCCGCCGUGGCGGCCCGAGGACAGCCCGGUCGUGGGGCCCGGUGGAUUUGCUUCCCGUGCCACGGCUGCUCGACCGACGCCCUGGCGUUCGUCGCCGAGAACUGCGACACGGUGGACAGCGCGUGCCUGCUCUGGCAGGGCGUGGGCAGCCUCACCGUGGAGAACUACACCGCCCACCUCGGGAACGCCACAGCCACAGGCGGCCUCGCGGCGCAGUGCGCGCGCGCCAUCGACGCCGCGGCCGGCGUCCGGACGCGCACGGUGGCGCUCGCGCCCGGCGGCCACGGCGACUGGUGCGCCGCCUUCGACGGCAGCCCGCUGCAGACGGGGCAGAACUACAGGAUAUGCACGGACCUCGACGGGCAGGCAGACGCGCUCCGCAGCGGCGUGGCUGGCGAGGUCUAUGUCGCCCCGCCGGGCAUGCUCUCCGGCGGAGUCGUGCCGCCCUCGAUUUCGGCGGGCGCGGGCAUGCGCUCCGUGGAGGUCGCUUGCUCGCACGCCCACUGCACGCAGCUGUCCUCGGUUUUCCUGGAGCCGCGGGCGUGCAGCGAGGGGCCCACAGUCCCCGGCGUGGUGGCGCAGCCGCUGGCGCCGGUCGCCGGGACGGGCUGGCGGCGGUGGGCCGCCCUCGUGAACGCCUCCGCCCUGUCACCCGGCGCGCACUACAAGCUCUGCCUCGACGUCGACGGCAAGGAGCCCGCCUUCCCGCCCGGGGACACCGGGCUCCGCGUCUACGCCGCGCCCCUGCUCGGGGCGGGCCCGCUGGUGCUGCAGCCGAAGGCGGCGCAGCUGCUGCGCCUGCCGUGCCCCGCGUGCUCGGCGGCGACCACGGCGCCCGGGAGCAACGGCAGCAGCGUCGCCCCGCUGGCGCUCGUCGACGCCGCGGGCGCGCUCACGACGCUCCGGGUGGAGGCCCAGUCGCUGCAGGUCGGUGCCAGCUACAGGCUCUGCCUGGACGUGGACGGCGCCUACGGGGCCUUCGAGUACGGUGACGCCGGCGAGGUCUACGUCUCCCCGGUGACCUCCCUGGCGACGAGGGCGAUCCAGGCGUCGCCCGGCCAGCAGGUCUCGUUCCAGUGCCCGCAGUGCCGCGUGACCUCCGUGGCGUUCCUGGCCGCCAGCUGCGCCGCGGCCGCGGCGGCGAGCACGCCGGAGCGCACCGCGCCGGU